AUGCCGGGGCUGGCGGUCGAGGAGGGGAUGGAGGGCUGGAGCCCAACCCCGCCGCUGUAUGAGGAGUACCGCCCGCCGCCUCUCGAUGCCAUCCGCCUGCCCAGGUACGCGCUGUACCUGCUGCUGGCAGCGCUCCUGGUGGUGGCUGUGGCCUAUGCCAUCGUUGGACACCUCAUCAAGGACCUCGCCCACGACCUGGCCGACUGGGCCUUUGGCCCGAAGCCGGACCAGGAGGACGCCCCCCGGGAGCUGCGCUCGAGCCUGGAGGGUGAGGAUCUGGAGGAGCUGGACCUGCAGCUGGCCCUGGCCUGGCGGGGUGAUGAGGACCUUGGCAGGGCUGGUGACGCAGCCCCUGCAGAAGCCCCCGCCCAGGCUCCCCGCCGCCCUUCCAUCGCCUUCAAGGACCCACCCGGUCGGAGCUCCUUCUGGAGGCUGGCCUGAGCCGGGCCCUGCCCUCUGGCCCCGGGCCCUGGCUCUGAACCCCUUUGGCAGCUGUAUAGACGACUCGUGCACACUGGACCCCUUGCUCCACUGAGUUGCCCCAUCGUGGCGGAGGACAUUCUGUUUCUUGGCUGACAGAUUCCCGUGGUUGGUCACCGGUGCUUUCCGCACUCCUUUCCCCGGUGGCCCCCGGAGCCAACGUCCACCACCAAGAAGAUGUUUUAUUUUUUAAAGAUUUUAUUUAUUUAUUCAUGAGAGACAGAGAGAGAGAGAAAGAGGC
Molecule: messenger RNA, 721 nt
Organism: Nyctereutes procyonoides (raccoon dog)
Lineage: Eukaryota; Metazoa; Chordata; Mammalia; Carnivora; Canidae
Gene: SMIM44
Product: small integral membrane protein 44
Exons: 2
Coding region: 1-441 (146 amino acids)
Source: RefSeq, a predicted model, not a curated record